AUGAUAGCAGUCACAAAGAUCAAAGAGAGGAGAGAAAACAGCAACUUUGGAGCAGAAAAUGAGAAAUCGGAGUGCAGAAUCAGAAAGAGCUCACCAAAAAGUCUUAAGGAGUGUCUCACUUGUCUGCCACGUCAGCGCCACGUCAGAAGCCACGUCAGCGAGACAAGGACACGAAGGAGCUGUAUGCGACACGUGGCAGCGGGAGGAACAUCCGAUCAGUGCCGAGAUCUAACGGCUGCUGAAGCUUCUAAAAGGAGAAACAAAGGAGGUGGACAGCGAACUUCUGGCGGCACAGUUAGAUGCUCCCACACUGAUGGAAAUGGAAGUGUUGCAAAGAGGACAACACUUCAUGAUCUCUAUGAGAAAGAAGGCCAGAGUCCAUGGUAUGAUAAUCUCUACUGUCCUGUUACCGAUCUGCUUCCUCUUAUAGCCAGUGGUGUCAGAGGCGUAACUAGCAAUCCUGCGAUCUUUCAGAAAGCUAUAUCCUCCUCAAACGCUUACAAUGAUCAGUUCAGGGAACUCGUGCAAGCAGGGAAGGACAUUGAAAGUGCGUAUUGGGAACUUGUGGUGAAGAACAUUCAAGAUGCUUGCAAACUAUUUGAAUCGAUUUAUGACCAAAUAGAUGGCGGUGAUGGCUAUGUCUCUGUUGAAGUAUCUCCUAAGCUUGCAGAUGAUACUAAGGGAACCAUACAGGCUGCAAAAUGGCUUCAUAAAGUGGUUAAUCGCCCCAACGUGUAUAUAAAAAUUCCUGCCACAGCUCCUUGUAUCCCUUCAAUCAAGGAAGUCAUUGCAAAUGGGAUAAGUGUGAAUGUGACUCUGAUAUUCUCGCUUGCAAGAUAUGAAGCUGUGAUUACUGCUUCCAAUCCUUUAAUAUAUUAG
Messenger RNA from Arachis duranensis, 879 nucleotides. RefSeq lists its product as uncharacterized. The record is from RefSeq and is a predicted model, not a curated record. Gene Ontology annotation, cellular component: intracellular anatomical structure; cytoplasm. Gene Ontology annotation, molecular function: transaldolase activity. The transcript has 5 exons. Lineage: Eukaryota; Viridiplantae; Streptophyta; Magnoliopsida; Fabales; Fabaceae. Gene Ontology annotation, biological process: carbohydrate metabolic process; pentose-phosphate shunt. The coding region runs from base 1 to 879 and encodes 292 amino acids.